This is a messenger RNA of Phymastichus coffea, 1734 nucleotides long. It is a transcript of the gene Hat1, whose product is annotated as histone acetyltransferase type B catalytic subunit. The transcript is spliced from 7 exons. Gene Ontology annotation, cellular component: nucleus. Gene Ontology annotation, biological process: subtelomeric heterochromatin formation. Gene Ontology annotation, molecular function: histone binding; histone H4 acetyltransferase activity. The record is from RefSeq and is a predicted model, not a curated record. The coding region runs from base 150 to 1373 and encodes 407 amino acids. Lineage: Eukaryota; Metazoa; Arthropoda; Insecta; Hymenoptera; Eulophidae.
AAGAACGUAGCACUACUUUCAAUUUUUUUUGUCAUAUAAUUAUCAGAAUGUCGUACAUUUUUGAAUAAUUAAAAUACAACUGACAAUUUUGAAUACAAAGUAAAUAUCAUUUCAAUGGUUGGCUUGUAACAAUAACAAAUCCAAGCAAUAUGGAAGACCCAAUUGAAAAUCGUCUAAAACCAUAUUUAAUUGACAGCAAUGAUGCACUUGAAUUCAAGUUGGUUCGCAAAAUACACGAUCUAGAUGAUGACAGUACAACAUUCAAACCUGAAAUGUCUCACCAAGUAUUUGGAGAAAGUGAACAAAUAUUUGGAUAUAAGGAUCUCAAAAUUAAACUAUAUUAUUCAGCUGGCUCUUUAGAAACAUAUUUGGGAAUGACUUACGGAGAAAAAAUUAAUAAAAAGAUAUGUGAAGAUGUUGAGCCAGAUGAAGUUCUGAAAAAAAUAUCCAAGUUUCUUGCACCAAAAGUUCACGAUAACAUUGAUUCCUUUGUAAAAGCUCUUUCAAAAGACGAUACUUUUGAACCUGCUGGAGAAUUAAUUUAUUCAUUUACUAUUGAUGAUCAGGGUAAAACAAGAAAUUUUGAAGUUUACAAAGCUGACAUGAGCUAUAAAAAGUUUAAAGAAUAUCAUCAGCAUUUACAAACAUUCCUAUUGUGGUAUGUUGAUGCAGCCAGCUUCAUUGACAUUGAUGAUGAUCAAUGGCAUUAUUUUAACAUGUUUGAAAGGUAUAAAAAUGAAGAUGAUUCUGUGCAUUAUGCUACAAUUGGUUUUGCAACUAUUUAUCAGUAUUAUGCUUACCCUACUCAUACAAGGCCACGAAUUUCUCAAGUUUUAAUUUUGCCACCUUUUCAGAAGAUGGGACUUGGAAGUCACUUACUAAGAGCAAUUUAUCGCGAGUAUAUUAAUCGUGACGAAGUCAAAGAUAUAACAGUGGAAGACCCAUCUGAAGAUUUCCAACGCUUAAGAGAUUAUGUAGACUGUUUAAACUGCAGUACUCUUCCUAGUUUUUCAAAAGAAAAACUCAAGAAAGGUUUCAAUAAGAACAUGGCAUUGGAAGCUGCUGAGAAAUUCAAAAUUAAUAAGAAACAAGCUCGCAGAGUCUAUGAAAUUUUAAGACUGUAUGCUACAGAUAUGUCAGAUGAAAAGGAUUAUCUUGAAUAUCGUCUCGAUGUGAAGAGAAGAUUAAAUAUUCCAUAUAAAAAAGGAGAUAAUGAUAUAAAGAAAGUAGAAGCGGUAUUUAAAACUAUCGACAAAAGUAAAGUCAAUAUUCCUUUGCAAGAUCGUAUUAAAUUUCUUGAAAAGGAAUAUCAUAAUUUGGAAAAAGAGUAUAAAAAAGUAAUUAAAAGACUUGAAACUGCGUCUGAUUGUUGAGAAAAGAGUAUGAUUAUAUUUAUAUUUUUUUACUACGACACUUGUUCAUUUGCUUUUAAACUGUGGUUCAUAAUUAUUAUCAUUUUAUAUUUUCUUCCGUCUAAGAUUAACAUGUAACAAGUACUAUAAAAAUAAUCAAUGUUUUAUUCAAAAAGCUGAACGUUCGUGAAACGAUUCGUUAUUCAAUAUCUAUAUUUACAUAGGAGAAAUUUUUCAACUAGAGAAAAAACAGUGUUGGUCUUCAUAGAAAUUAUUAUGCUGCUCAUCCAUUUUUAUGAUCUUUGUACUUUGUUAUUGUGAGUUCAACGUGUAAAUACUCAUUGUAUUAAUAAAUAAAUAAAGAAUCUACCUAUUUUUUAAA